GACUGGGGCUGAGGUCUGGUGUUUGUUUGUUAUGGAGUAGACGAAUUGUAUAGGUUAAAAUUUGAACUAAAUCAGUAAUGGAACAAUCAGAAUUAUUGUUCUUCGAUACAUUUUCUCAUGAGUCUUCAGAGGAGUUAAACCUCGACCUGGUUCAGUUUACAAAGACAGUCUGUGUAACAGAGAUCCGAGUGAUUCCUCUGGGUGCCAGAGUCCAGGCUGAUUUUCCUGGAGGAGUGAGGCUAGGGGCCACCAACCCAUCCCAAUUCAGUAUUGAAUUUUUUGUCAACGACCUGAGCAAGCCUGGAGCCUCUACAUUUGAGAGUGUAGGAGAUAUCGAGUACAACCAGAAUGGGAACAUUCAUGUUGAGUGUGAAAGCAGGAUACCCACUGAUGGGCUGGUGUUGCGGGGUUGGUACACCACCAUUACUCUGGCCGUUUACGGCUUCCUGACUAAAGCUGUGGUGACGGAGCCCCCAGGCCCUGUGUGUACUGCGGGGCCUCUGCAACCUCAGGCAGGAGCCCCACCAGCCCAGGAAUGGGCCCACACUCAGGUGAGUGGAGAUUAUAUGGAGACUAGCCGGGACAUGUACGGACCUGCGACUUACUCAGAGGACAGCUACCCCCACCCUGACUACCCCCCGUACCAGGACAACUGGCCUCAGGCCGAAGGCUACAAGUAUGAGGGUGAGUGGGACCAGAGACCCGGGGAAGAGAAGGCAUGGGAUCGGAAGGAACGAGAACGGGACAUGAGGCAUAGAGAGUUCAGAGAGCAUGGGAGAGAGUGCAGUCCUGAGUAUGAGAGAGGGAGGUAUUACCGUGGUUGGGGUGGCCGGCCUCGCACUCCUCCUCCUCCACACCCCCCUGCUGAAGUUGAAAUGUCUCCGCCUGACCACGGUACCACCAAAAAAGAGUCAACUUCACCUCAAGCGGCGUUUGACUCGUUGUCUCCCGGCGACGUGGAGUCCAUCUCUGAGGGGGAGAUACCAGAGGCGGAGGGGGAGGGGGAGGGAGAGCCACCACCACCACCUGCCGUGGCCACACCUCCCGCUCUGACUCCUCCACCCCCCGCCCUGCCUCCCACCCCACAGGCAGAGGACCACAGUCUGGACGUGGAGCCUUUCGAGCCAAUCUUGAGCGAUGAGGAGAUAGCAGAUGACAGUGACCCCCAGUUUCAGGACAUGGACUACGACUUCUCAGAGUAUCCUGACGAUCCCCUCAAGACAUUCAACCCUUACACUUGCGAGUUGCCGGCCUUGUUGCACCUAAGUGAUCCGGCGAAUGAGCUGCUGCCGAAUGUGGCAGCCUCACGUAUCAGUGAGGUACUACGCAGUGCACCCACAGAACGCACCACUGGCGCGCACAAGGAAGCAUGGGUCCACAGUGUGGAACAGUUGGUGACUCUACUGCCUUGUCAGCUGACUGAUGAAUGUGUGGACCAGAUGAUUUCGUGGGUGGAGGUCGGGUUAGACUUCUCGGAAGCUCUCAACCAACCACAGCCUGGAUACAAGCUGCGGCACAUCAAGGCGGGAGUGAGGCUGGCGGAGGCAAUUUGCCGUUGUGGCGAGCGUGUGACUGAGAGGCUUGUGGCUGCAGUCGAUGUGCAUCAGCGUCUGCUGGACCUGUUUCACCAGGAGUACAUGGCCUUGUCCAUCAAACUGAUGAUCCUGCGGUCGCUGGACGCUGCCCUGCGUUACCGCAGUGCGGUAGAGCGCUUCCUGCGUGCACAGGGCUACCGGAAAUUGGUGGAGAUGGUACGAGGCCGACAGCUGGCUAGGGUGCAGUUUGCCAUUACAUCGUUGCUGCGGAAGCUCAAUGUCUAUGAGGUCCUCAACAAACUAAAUAGAUCUGUUGGUGAACUUGUAAUGGAGGAAGGUAAGGACAGUGAGGCAGAAACAGCAGAAAUUGACUUGGAGAACAUCGCAAAUUCCUUAGAGGAGAUCGUUAGGGUGUACAAUGAUGCCCCAAUGUUGAUCUCUCAACCCAAGAGGUUCCUGCCGGUCUCGGCACAGUUUGAGCUGAGCUGUGUUUCUGCGCCGGACCCGUAUCCGGCACUGAUGACCUACUGUCGCACUCACCGGCUGCUAGAGACGCUGCUGAUCCUGCUCACACACCCGGCCACGUCCUGCUACCCUAGUGUGGUCACCCCGGCCCACGAGCUUCUGGCUUGCCUGCAGGACUCCCAGCAAGGGCUGAGAUUUCUGGCGGCCAUCCCGGACACCAUUAACCCUCUGGUCCGUGGUCUUCUUGGCUCCCAGCCAGACGAUUCUCAGCUCGGCUUGCACCUCGUCUACAGAUUACAAGCUUUGUCCCACGUAGAUGGCCUGCUGCACUGCUACCACCAAAACAAGACCGAUCCGGAUGACCCAGAAGUGUUUGAUCACCUCCAGUCACUGUUCUGCCUCACAUUUUCCGCAGUCGGUAAGAUGGGGGUGGUACACGUUCUGAGCCGAGGUGACCACAUGUCAGUGCUCCUCAACUACUUUAGAGCGAAGACGGUUGAGAAGGACACCAAAGUGAAGAAGUCUCCAGGAAAAUCAUAUGCAGCCGAUUUAAUAACGAUGACAGUAAAGUUUUCUGAUCAUGUUCCGUUCCUUCAAAAAUACAGCAAGGAAUUAAUAGAGAUGAUUGGGAAGGAUUCAGGUCAGGAGUUGAACGAGUUGAUGCCAUGGCUUAAGCCAGUGGAGAACCCUUCGGUGUUCGCCUACGAUGAUAUUUCGUCACUGGUGGAAAUUUUGAAGAAGAACAUCGAAAAUGCAACGUCACUUCCUGGAGAGUUGAUUACUGCCGUCAGAGUGUUGAAGUAUCUUGGGAUUCCACCUCGUGACAAGGAGCUCUCUCUACCGGCUCCGGACUCUUUGGAGUACGUGGAGCUCAAGUACAAGUGUGUCAUCAUUCAGUUGUUCUCACUGGAGGGUGUGACCCAUCUGGGUGCGGUACUGCAGCGGCUUUGUGAACACUACGAGCAACCGUCUCUCCACUCAGCACGACUGGUGGGGCGCCAGGGCCUGUCGCUGCUUGCGCUGCUGCACCCUGCUCUACAGCUGGUGCGCCGCGUGCUCACACAGGUCAUCCGCUGUCGCAACACCGAAUACAAGGACCUCACAAUGAUCCCUGUUUUGCUGCAGACCUACGCUCUCAUGCAAGCCAUUCCACUCAGCGCCCAUGCUCACUUCCAGGCACAGAAGGUUUGCAGAGAUAUAGUGGAAACCCUUUUGGCCUUCACACAGCCAGUGACCUCGGAACCAAGUACAGAAACCGAGGCCCUUAACAAGAGCCUGUGGACUCUGAUGAUGACUGAAGUGUUUAAGUUUACUGUCUCUACACCCAACAAUUUCCUGCCAGGACUGUCCCUACUGUCAGAGCUGCUGCCUUUGCCUCUACAGGUCCAGAGCCGUUCUCCGUUGCCGGAUGAAGAAAUUACUCGGGUUGUCAAUUGUCGUAAAUUAUGGUCAGCCCAUCUCCACUGCCUCAGCAGCCUGAUACAUGAGAUGAUCAGCACCAUGUGCAGCAGCAGUUACAACCCGCUACUACAGCUGCUGAGAAGUGUCUGUGUCCAGUUGGCAGACCUGGCUGCUCCCACCGCUCUCACUGUAACUAGGGCAGUGCUGGACACUAUAGUGAAAGCAGUGAGUUCAGAGUGGCCUGUGUCCAGCCACAUGAUGCGACUGUUGACGUUCCUGGCGUGUCUGGCGACUCACGCACCCGUCAAGGCCGCCCUCCUGCACCUCACCAUUAGGAACAACAGUGACAAGACCCAGCGAUACCCGGACUUGAUCGUGAGCCUUUGCCACAUACUGCGGGCCAACCACGAGUCUCCCACACAUGUGCAGGCUCAGGAGUGUAUACUGUCAGUGAUCCAGUCACUGUGUCAUUGCGAGCUGACACUGGUGCCACCGCCAGGGAUACUGCAGGGGGGAGCGGUCUCCACCGAGAUGUACUUGGCAAACACGCUGCCCCCACGUGAUCUGCUCGGAACACUGACUCUGGUGAUGUUGGAACACGCAGCAGACCCAGGACACAGCCAGACCACUGUGCAGGGCUGUCUGCGAGCUUUCCUCAUGCUGACGGAGCACGACUAUGGUUUCUUCCACCUCAAAAACUGCCUGGAAAAGAAGCCAGAUGCUUUGUACAACGUUGUGACCAAGAUUGUCAGUGUGUGGGGACCAGAGGCGAGGGAGACACUCAGCUGUCUGCUGGAACUGCUCAGGGGAUGUCUCACUCCGGAUGCCCCAGAUGAGGUUCUAGGACUACCGGCCCGCACAUUCACUGUGACAGCUCCAGAGUUGGCGAACCUGUUGGGUUGGGGACGCCACUCAGACAGCAAGCAUCCGCUCUAUGCUGUCAACACUCUGUUGCAGGAGAGCAGAGCUGAAGAUGAGAGUCUGGAGACUUUGUGUGAGAAUGUGACAGAACUAAUACGGCUCCUGGAGUCUGAUGGAUCUAAACCCUUAGAGCCAAAAGAACUGAGCGAGCCACUACUGCCUGCACCCGACAGUCUGCUGGCGCAGUGGUCAGCACGACCAGUGUUUGUGGUGGGAGACGUGGAGGAUGACAGGCUGACAGUCAGUUACUGGCUCACAGUGCCCCAGCCAGACGAUCAAGACAGUGACAUGCAACAGGUGGGAUGUGACCUGAUGGAAGUGGCCCGUGUGGAAUUGCCCGAUCUACCACUGGCGGAGAGAUUGGCAACACUGUGCCGUCACAAGGCAGCGCCUGGAGACCUGGAACACGGGAAUCCUCCUGGGAAGAAGCGCAGCAACAACAUGGCCAGUGAGACCAACACCAGGCGGCCCUUCAUUGCUCCGAUGAGGGGAAGAGGGUUCCGGGGAGCUGUUCAGCGUGGAGACAUGUUCCGUUCACGACCGCCAAAUACCUCCCGUCCCCCCUCCCUUCAUGUAGAUGACUUUGUUGCACUGGAGACCUGUGGUCAGCAGCCUACUGGUCCCACAGGUUACAACAAGAUCUCCAUGAGGGUGGCCCAGGACAUGAUAGCUACAAGAGUGAGGGGUCGGGCCCGGCCGUUCAGCGGAGGACGGUUCUUCCCAACCCCUUAUGCCAGGAGAGACAAUGGUAACGGACGUGGAGGCCUUUCCCCUCAUUGGCAUGGAGAGGGGCCCAGUGGUGGAGGCUCAGGUCCUGGUGGGGGGGGAUUCCGGGCCCCUCCUCCUCCUCACGGCUGGCCCCCACAUAUGCGCUUUUUCUCAAGAUAACUAACAACAGUUAAUUACCUCAAAGUGGAAAAAUAAGAAAGAAUUUUUAAAAGCUAGUUUGAAAUAAUUUCCACAACACCAUAGCUCCUAACCAAUACUUUAGCUGUAUUUGUAACUUUUAAACUUUGCAGUCAAACUUGAUCUCACACUGGAAAAUGUUCAUUUUGAUUUUAUCUUAAUAUUUUGUCAAUGAGGUUGACAGAACGAGGUAUUGACAAAAAAACUGUAAGUGGUAGUUAGUUUUUAUGUUAACUAAUUAAAAUCUUUUUUUAUAUAAAACUAUAAAUAAUAUUAAAUCAAUUAGGCUCAUAAUUGUGUAAAAAGUUAUUAUUUUGAAACAAUGUUAGUUUUUAUUAUUACAGUAAAACUCUGGUUAACCGAAUUUGGUACAGUCAAAACCUGGGUCAACUGAAACGGAUCCAUGAAUGGUAGUGUUUAUAAAUAAAUGAAGUAAUAGUUUAUACGCUACAGUAGAACACUGUGCAACCAAGAAUUCUUUGGCAGAAAAGUGCAUGUGUGCAUGGCUGCAGCGAAUGGCCAGGAAAAUAAUGUGUCUCGAUGAUUUAUCCUCACCCUCCUGCGCCAACCGCAUCUGCACUGCGCCACACAGCAUCUGCCGUUUUGUUGCGCCAUGCCAGCACGCACAAUUACUAUUAGUCAUCUCCCCCGCUUUUGCCUCUAUUCCAAAAUUAUAAUUUACAGAAAUUGUUUGUAUGAAUUUCAUUUCCCCUACACUCACAUUCUAGUAGCUUGUUUUUUCCAUGUUAUUGGGAUAACUGAAUAAUGGGUUAUUUCAAAUGGCUGCUACUUCUUUAUUUUGGUUAAUCAGGGUAUUACUGUAUUUUUAAGAAUAUUAAUUGUAAAUAAAGUUCAAGUAAUCAGUUCUUGUUGAAUUUCACUUGUUUAAAUAAAGGAUCAUUUUUCACCACA
Homalodisca vitripennis (glassy-winged sharpshooter) is the source of this 6140-nucleotide messenger RNA. RefSeq names its product protein virilizer (gene vir). The transcript is spliced from 26 exons. Gene Ontology annotation, cellular component: RNA N6-methyladenosine methyltransferase complex. The record is from RefSeq and is a predicted model, not a curated record. Lineage: Eukaryota; Metazoa; Arthropoda; Insecta; Hemiptera; Cicadellidae. Bases 78 to 5210 code for a protein of 1710 amino acids. Gene Ontology annotation, molecular function: RNA binding.